AUGCGGUUGACCAUAAAUAUGAGAGUGCUGAAAGAUCCAUGGUUUUCUAAAUUUCUUUUAAGAGUCGGCGAUGGAAUUGAAGAACCAAUCGAAGGAAACUAUAUUCGCAUACCCGAUGACAUGACAAUUCAGUGCAACAACAGAGAAAACGCUAUAAAAGAAUUGAUCCAUGCCAUCUUUCCAUCAAUUGAAGAUAAUGUAUAUUCUUCAGAUUAUAUAAUCUCUAGAGCAAUAUUGUCCACUAAAAAUGAGAGUGUUGACGAGAUUAAUAAUCAAAUGAUUGAAAUUUUUCAAGGGGAGGAAAAAGUUUAUUACAGUUUUGAUGAAGCUGAAGACGAUCAACGUAACUUCUAUCCGGUCGAGUUCUUAAACUCGCUAAAUGUUAGUGGUUUGGCGCCUCAUAAGCUUCGUUUAAAAAUUGGAUGCCCAAUAAUAUUGUUACGUAAUAUCGAUCCAUCACAUGGCCUGUGUAAUGGCACGCAGUUGAUAUGUAAGGGUUUCAUGCGAAAUGUUAUUGAUGCGGAAAUUGCAGUCGGCCAACAUGCCGGAAAAAGAGUUUUUUUGCCAAGAAUCCCUCUAACCCUUUCUGAAGAUGACAUGUUCCCAUUCAAGCUGAAAAGAAAACAAUUUCCAAUUCGACUUAGCUUUUCCAUGACGAUUAAUAAAGCUCAAGGUCAAACAAUUCCGAACGUUGGUAUUUAUCUACCGGAUUCUGUAUUUUCACAUGGACAACUUUAUGUCGCGUUAUCAAGAGGGAUUUCAAGACAAAGUACGAAGGUGUUGGUACAUCUUGCCAAAGAAUUCAAACAACGCGGAGUUUACACAUCAAAUGUUGUCUACCAGGAAGUGUUGCGUGAUUAA
Messenger RNA from Helianthus annuus (common sunflower), 861 nucleotides. RefSeq names its product ATP-dependent DNA helicase PIF6-like. Bases 1 to 861 code for a protein of 286 amino acids. Lineage: Eukaryota; Viridiplantae; Streptophyta; Magnoliopsida; Asterales; Asteraceae. The record is from RefSeq and is a predicted model, not a curated record. The transcript has a single exon.